AUGGAUUUUCAAAAUCGUGUGGGGCACAAAACGGGCAGCGGUAUGCCACUGACGAGGGAAGACAUAAAUUUAGAAAGAAGAGAAAGACUAAAACAAUUAGCAUUAGAAAAUAUUGAUAUUACAAAAGAUCCGUAUAUUUUGAAAAACAAUGUUGGUAUGUAUGAAUGUAAACUAUGUUUAACUUUACAUAAUAAUGAAAGCUCAUAUUUAUGUCAUACGCAAGGGAAAAAACAUCAAAUGAAUUUGGGACAAAGAUUAUUAAAGGAAAAAAAUGAAAUGGCUGCUAAUAAGAUAGACAAAGUAGUACCUGAACCCAGAAAAAUUAUAAAAAUCGGAAAACCAAGAUAUGAUGUUACCAAAGUGAAAAAUAAAAAAAAUCAACGAGGAAUAUUAUUUGAAUUAUCCUUUCCUAAUAUUAAAGAAAAUACGAAACCAAAAUUUCGUUUUAUGUCCUCAUUUGAGCAAAAAAUUGAACCGCCUGAUAAGAAGUACCAGUAUCUGUUAUUUGCAGCAGAACCUUAUGAAACUAUUGCUUUUAAAAUUCCAAAUAUAGAUAUAGAUGAAAAUGAAGAUUUUUAUUAUAAAUGGUUUGAGAAAAAGAAAAUAUUUGUGAUGCAAAUUCAUUUUAUUAAUACCCCUGAUCAUUUACGUAUGCGAGACCAUCCAAAUUUUUUACCGCCCCCUAUGAGGUGGUAA
Messenger RNA from Plasmodium malariae, 696 nucleotides. It is a transcript of the gene SF3A2, whose product is annotated as splicing factor 3A subunit 2, putative. Bases 1 to 696 code for a protein of 231 amino acids. The record is from RefSeq and is a predicted model, not a curated record. Gene Ontology annotation, biological process: spliceosomal complex assembly. The transcript has a single exon. Lineage: Eukaryota; Apicomplexa; Aconoidasida; Haemosporida; Plasmodiidae. Gene Ontology annotation, molecular function: zinc ion binding; nucleic acid binding. Gene Ontology annotation, cellular component: U2-type prespliceosome; U2 snRNP; catalytic step 2 spliceosome.